CGGGCCCGCGCCUCCCCCCGCCACCCACCUGCCUCUCACUUCUCCUUUCCCGGCCUGGGUCCCCCGCUGAUCUGCGGUCUCCUCGCGGGCUCAAGGGUCUGGCAGACUGACUCUGCCAUUCGUCCCCCCACUAAAUGCCCACUGGGAGCCGAGAAGGGGAACUCGUUCCUGACCUGUGCUCUGCUCUCAAACCCUCGCUGCAAAGCCUCUGAGGUCACGAUCCUGUGACCCAUUUUACGGGGGAGGAAGUGGGGGAUUGAUGCCGCGAAGGCUGUCACCGUGGCCUUGCGAGACGGCACGCUGACUCAGCGUCCCAAGUUCCAAAACUGGCUUCUGGGAAGGAAGGAGACAAGGUCAAGAGACCCGUCCCUCCGCCCCACCUCCUCCCAGCUGAUGGGAGAAGGAUUCGCAGGCUCAUUUACAGAUCAAGUUCACUCUGCUCAGCCUGGGGCCAUGGGGAGGAAAAAAAUUCAGAUCUCGCGCAUUCUGGACCAGAGGAAUCGGCAGGUGACUUUCACCAAGCGCAAGUUUGGGCUGAUGAAGAAGGCCUAUGAGCUGAGCGUGCUCUGUGACUGCGAGAUCGCCCUCAUCAUCUUCAACAGCGCCAACCGCCUCUUCCAGUACGCCAGCACCGACAUGGACCGCGUGCUGCUGAAGUACACGGAGUACAGCGAGCCCCACGAGAGCCGCACCAACACCGACAUCCUCGAGACAUUGAAGCGGAGGGGUGUGGGCCUUGAUGGGCCAGAGCUGGAGACAGACGAGGGGCCUGAGGGACCAGGAGAAAAGCUGCGGCGGCUGGCAGGUGAUGGAGGUGACCCAGCCCUGCCCCGGCCCCGGCUCUAUCCAGCAGCACCCACUAUGCCCGGCCCGGACAUGGUGUAUGGGGCCCUGCCCCCACCAGGCUGUGAUCCCACUGGGCUUGGGGAAGCCCUACCUGCCCAGAGCCGCCCGUCUCCCUUCCGACCAGCAGCCCCCAAAGCUGGGCCCCCAGGUCUGGCACACCCUCUCUUCUCACCAAGCCACCUCACUAGCAAGACACCACCCCCACUGUACCUGGCAGCAGACGGGCGGAGGCCAGACCUGCCCGGUGGCCUGGCUGGGUCCCGAGGGGGUCUUAGCACCUCGAGAAGCCUCUAUGGUGGUCUGCAGAGCCCCAGCACCACCUCGGCCCCGGGACCCCCUCUGAGCAGCUUCCCUUUUCUCCCUGCAGGCCCCCCAGGUACCUCCCCCCACUCCUUGUCUGGGAAAUGUCCACACACCUCCCGGCUGUGGGUUCCCCCAGGGGCAACCCGCCCAAACAGAAAACUGGCCUGUGGGGUCAGCCUGGCUUGGGCCACCAGCUCAGAGAGGUCUCCUCUCUCAGGCUACCCCUCCUGCCCACCAGAAUAUAGCCUGGGAGACCCCCCGCCGCCCCCUGGCUUGCUGCAGCCCCCCACCCUGACUCCUUGGCAGUCCUCAAGAGGGGAUGGACCCCCAGCCACCCCCGCCCAGUCCAACGGCGGCCGCAGCCUGGGCGAGGAGGGUCCCCCCACCCGCGGCGCCUCUCCUCCAGUCCCUGCAGUCAGCAUCAAGUCCGAGCGCCUCUCGCCGGCCCCCGGGGGCCCGGGCGACUUUCCCAAGACCUUCCCCUACCCUCUGCUCCUCGCUCGGCCCCUGGCAGAGCCCCUGCGGCCCGGGCCUUCCCUGCGACGGCUGUCUUCCGCGGACAGCUGGCCCCGGUAAUGGACCGGAGGGUGGCACUGGCCCAGUUCCCUCGCCCAGCAGGACGAGGGCACGUGGAGACCAAGUCUCCCCUCCGGCCUCCGCAGAUGAAAUCCAGCAAUCACUGGCCGCCUCCGUCGUGGGGGCGUGGAGAGGGACGCUG
Ictidomys tridecemlineatus (thirteen-lined ground squirrel) is the source of this 1867-nucleotide messenger RNA. The record is from RefSeq and is a predicted model, not a curated record. Lineage: Eukaryota; Metazoa; Chordata; Mammalia; Rodentia; Sciuridae.